AUGCGCGCUCGUGUCAAGAAGGGAAAACUGCAGCUGCACAGCUAGCCACGCAGAGGAGUGAGAGAUCAGAUUCAGACGCAUUGUCAUUUGAAACACCCACGGGUUUGUCUUAUUUAAGUUAAAGACAAUCUAAAAUUAAGGGGAAUAUGCGUGUCAAGAAUAGAAAGAAAAGUGGAGGAAGCCGUGGGAGUUAAAGAAGUCAGUGGACUGGUGAACCCUGAGAUACCCUGGCCCCUACAACCAUCUGACUCAGCUGCAUCCAGUGUUGCAGUGGGAGGGAAGGUGCCAGCUCAGAACUAAACCAGAUUGAGUGUUUGAGACCUGACAUUUACCCCGAAGUCAGCUGUGCUGUAGAAGAGCCGGUUCUCCACACAUUGCUUCCCAUGGAGGGCUUUCCUGUCCACUGACCCAGCUGGCUGUCCCUCCGGACCAGCAGCCAUGUCUGCCUGCAACACCUUCACUGAACACGUGUGGAAACCGGGCGAGUGCAAAAACUGCUUCAAACCCAAGAGCCUCCACUGCUUACCCGAGAGCGGCCUGAGGAAGACCCAGACUGAGCAACGGCCAUCACUCUCCCAGCAGCAGAACCACCCCCUAGCCGGAGCCGGACCCAACGCAAACCUCACCAGCACCUCACAUAGGGGGGGUAACAGCUCUGCACGCCCCCCUGUAGCCAAGAAGCCAACCAUUGCUGUCAAGCCUACUAUGAUGCUUCCCUGCUCCUCAGCCGGUCUGGACUUGGAGGGAAAUAUCCACAGGCCACCAGAUGCCGGUGAACCCGGGAAAACCUCUGCCUUCACGGUCUGGAACCGCAAUGGCUUGAACCGCAAAAGGCCCUGUGGGUCAAAUAACAAUGAAGGGGAAAAUGCCAGGGAGGAGAUCGAGGGUUAUGUGCAGCUUAGCCGGCAUGCCCCCACUGGCAACAACAACAAUGGUCUGACAGACAUGCUAAAAGAGAUAGCGGGCCUGGGCCCUGGCCCCAGCCUCUGCCCUGGCUCCAAGGACCUGUUUUUUGGACGCAUUAGCAGCUCCUACAGGCGCUCCCUGGAGAGGGGCCUCCCAGCAUCCAGCUGUCUGGCAAUGGGUAGCAGCAGUGGAAGUGGAGGACCCCUUCAGAAACGAGUGUCCCUGAAUGACAGCACAGACGUCAUCAGCACUGAGGGAGGCCGCUUCUGCUACCCUGAGUUCUCAAGUGAAGGGGAGGAGGAUGACGAUGAAGAGGAGGAGGAAGAGGAUGAUGAGAGCGAGGAGAAUAAUGAUGGGGAACAUGAGAGUUGGGACGAGAGUGACGAGGAGCUGCUGGCAGUGGAGAUCCGCAUGCGGGGACAGCCUCGCUUUGCCAACUUCCGAGCUGCCACGCUCUCCCCGGUGCCCUUUGCAGCAGGCAAGAAGUGGAACACGGUGCCGCUGCGCAAUCGCUCGCUGCAACGGAUCUGUGCUGUAGACUACGAUGACAGCUACGAUGAGAUCCUUAACGGAUACCCCUCCAUGGACUCAGGAGGACAUGGUCUUCUCCAUUAUGGUCCCGGUGAUCUGCAAGGCAGUGCCUUCCUAUCCAACUCCGAGUCCACCACUUCCCCUGAAUCCUCCUCAUCGCUUCCAGAAGACUCCAGAACUACUUCCAGCAGUGGUAGCAGUGCGCCCUCUGGCCUGAGAAAUGGCCUUCACUCUCCGUCUUCUUCAAAAGCACCCAUGACCCGAGCUGCUGCUCGUGACAAAGAACAAGCCCACAGAGCUCUUAGUCCAAUGAAGAUAACAGAGACACAUAAGGCUGUCCUAGCCAUCCGAUUGGAGGAGCAGGAAGGUAGGGAGGGGCCUAUGCCCCAGGCUCUUCCUGGUCAGCCUGUCACAAUCAGCUUCAGCCCAACGGAGGAGCAAGCCAGACCUUAUCGUGUUGUAAACUUGGAUAAGCCUCUUAUCUGUAAGCCUUACACAGUUGUGGAUGUGUCUGCGUCCAUGACUCACAAAGAGGAACAUGCUUCAGACAGCAAUCCCAAACUCAAGACUCACCGCAUUCCCACCAGUCCAGUGUCUUUACCCACCUCCCCUUUGGCCCAGCCUCUGUCUCCUGCAUCUGCCAUGUCCCCUACCUCCCCCAUCUCCCCAAGGUCUGUCCCACCUUCUUCAUUGGGGGGCAAUGCAUUCAAGAAAUCAGGGAACAUCCGCUACCAGGAGGUGUGGACCUCCAGCACUAGCCCUCGUCAGAAGAUCCCAAGAAUAGAUCAAGAGACGGGGGGAGCACCUGGUCCUGUGGUCCCACCCCGACAGUGUAGCCACAAGUCAGCCCCCACCUCUCCCAUCUCCGGCCUGUCCUCCUCUCGGACAGUACCCGUGAAAUCCCCAAAUCUGUCUGAGAUCAAGUUCAACAGCUACAACAAUGCGGGAAUGCCACUUUUCCCUAUUAUCAUUCGUGAUGAGCCUGCAUAUGCACGCAGCUCCAAGAAUGCAGUCAAGGUGCCCAUUGUGAUCAACCCCAGUGCUUAUGACAACCUGGCUGUGUACAAGAGUUUUCUGGGGCUCAACGGUGAGCUACCCCAACCAAAGGGGGUCAGAGUGGCCAGCCACACCUACGAGGAGAUUGGAUCUGUGGAGAGUGUCCAGUCCUCCCCAACAGAGAAGCUACCCAGCAGUAAAGCUGCAUUGGACAAAGCUGCUGUUGAAGACAGGAAAUCUGCUCCUGGGGCUGGCCUGAAUCCCCAGGAGGCCCACUCCAAAACCACUACAGACUCAAGCACUGUACCAAGCACAGAAGCCUCUGCUGCCACAUGUUGUACUGCUCUCUCCACCAGUCUAACGGUCACUGCAAGCUUGCCCAAAAGCAGCCCCAAUGGGGACACGUCCAGUAGGGAGGGCAGCACAGACUUCCCUCUGUCCCCUGGAACUGGGACCGCCCAUCGGGAGAAGGCCAUCACGGUGCUCUCUCAGAUUGUGGCCUCCAUUCAGCCACCUCAGUCUCCCCCAGAACCCCCCUCAGCCCAGUCCAAAACCUGCAGCGUGGAGGAGCUCUACGCUCUUCCUCCAGACGCUGCUAAGGAGACCCUUGGUCGGCCAAAGUCUUUAUUUUCUCCCACUGAUGGCGUUCUCUCCAAACCUAGGAAAGACACGCCCUCAAAGCAACUGCCCAAAUCCCAAAGCGCCUCAGCAACUGUCACUUUGUCCAGCCCCAAGGCCGAGCCUAGCGCUCCCUUUCCCCCUCCCAGGUCCACCUCCUCUCCUUUCCAUGCCUCCAACAUCCUCCAGAGACACUUUGGCAACUGGACCAAGCCGGCUUCAAGCUCGCCCACAAGGCCCAGUGACGGAGAGACCAGCCCCGGUGGAGGAGAUGGCAGACGCGUAGGAGCUGAGAACGCCAAACCUAAACGAUGGAUCUCUUUCAAGAGUUUCUUCCGUCGGCGAAAGGAUGAGGAUGAGCAAAGGGAGAAGGCAGAGAGGGAGAAGGAAAAGGGCAAGAUGGUGGGGCUGGAUGGGACUGUAAUACACAUGCUGCCUCCUCCUCCCAUCCAGCGCCACCACUGGUUCUCCGAAGCCAAGCCCGAUGACCCUAGCCAGAAGCCCACCAUCAUAUUCACCUACAAGCCAGACUGCAGUGCCUCCGGUGACGGGGAGGGGGAACUGCGGGUGGAGGAGUGCAGAGACACCACAGUGUUGGCCUCGGAGGACAGCAUCGUCACGACGACACUCUCCCCACGGCAGAGAACAUCUCCACACACCCCAGGGAGUGACCUCCCCAGACAAAUCAUCAGCGAGUUGCCAGGCAGCGCUAAUGAAGGCCCCAUGGCCACAGCCUCCUCCCAGCUGGCCAGGCUGCAGCCAGGCUCUGUGGGGGAGGCGUGUGCCCCGGCCAGUGAUGGCAGUGCCAGCGUAGGUGACCCAGAUGAUGACGGCUCACACUCACCCGCCUCCAGCUCCUGCAGCGCCACCUACAGCAACAUGGGUCUGUCUCGAGCCAACAUGAUCCCCCUGAAGCAGCCCCGCAACAUGAAGAGCUCCUUCGACACCCUGGCGUCGCUCGACCUGGACGGCCCCCAGGCCACCCCUCCUCCGCUGCCGAAGAAGUCUGUGUCCCGCUCCACCACGGAGUCCUCCAGCCUGGCCGUGCCACAGGCUGGGCUGAAGCCCAAGGAGCUGCCACAGGGUGUGCUGAAGCCCAAAGCUGAAGCCAAGCCCGGGGGCAGCAACUUCAGCGUGGCCAACCCUCUCUACGACCUGGACGGUACCUGGGAGACUACCAGCCAGAGCUCCUCCCUCAGCUCUGAGCCCCGCCCCCACGACCAGGAGAGCGGCGACUCCCUGGAGAGACCAGUCACCGGCGUCAACAAGGGCCGUCCGGCCAACAGCCUCUCGUGUCUGGCGUCGGCUCCCAGCGCGACCACGGGGAGGGAGCACAGGGGCUGCCGGAGUGCCGAGUCCCUGGCUGGCAGGGCCCGCACCACGGGCAGAGGGGCCGGGGCCAGAGGGAGCAGCAAGACCCAGAGACAGGCGCUGUACAGGGGCAUGGACAGCUGGGAGGAGGUGGUGGGCAGGAUUCGAGGGCUGCACACAGACACUCUGCGUAAGCUGGCGGGGAAGUGUGAAGACCGUUUCAUGGCGGGCCUGAAGGACCACCUGCGCUUUGGGAACGACAGCUGGUCGCUCUUCCGCCUCACCACGGGAAGGCCGUGCUGCGAGGCUGGGGACGCCGUGUACUACACAGCCUCCUAUGCCAAGGACCCACUGGUCACCUACGCCAUCAAGAUCUGUCGCAGUAAAGUGAAGGAGACCCAGCAGCGGUUCUUCCACAGUCUGGCUGUGAGACAGAGCUUGGCCCUGCACUUCAACAUCCAGCAGGACUGUGGACACUUCCUGGCUGACGUGCCAGCCCGCCUGCUACCCUGGGAGGAGGAAGAAGAAGAGGAGGAGGAUGAGGACGAGGGCGAGGAAGAAGAACAGAAAACGAAAAACAAGGAGACAAAGACUGAGAAAGUUGGUGAAAGCAACACAACGUCCUCAAACACAACCCACAACGGCCAAUCAGAGGAAAGUCAUGCCAUGAGUCACAUGGGCACUACGGGGCAGUUAAGAAGUCGCGUGGUGGUCAUCACCCGCGAGGUCCCCUUCCAGACUGUUGCCGACUUUGUCCAGGAGGGCGAGGUGCGUCACGCCAGGACCCCAGACCUGUACGAGCGGCAGGUGUGUCUGCUCCUACUGCAGCUGUGCUCUGGACUGGAACACAUGAAGCCCUACCAUGUGACCCACUGUGACCUGCGUCUGGAGAACCUGCUGCUGGUGCACUGUCAGCCUGGGAACCCUGGAAACCCUGGGAACCCUGGGAACCCUGGGAACCCUGGGAACCCGGGCCAGAUGGAGGCCAACAACAAUGCUGCCCCCUCUGGGACUGGCCUCACUACUGCCCCUUCGGCCGCCUCUGUCGCCGCCAACUCCACCUGCCCCGCACGUCUCAUUAUCAGUAACUUCUCUCAGGCCAAACAGAAGACACCCCUGGUGGUGGACCCCGGCGCCCUCCGCAGCCAGUCACGUCUAGCGCCUGAGAUCGUCACGGCAACGCAAUACCGCAAAUGCGAUGAGUUCCAGACGGGCAUCCUCAUCUACGAGAUGCUGCACCGACCCAACCCCUUCGAAGAGACGCCUGACCUGAAGGAGAGGGAGUACACCUGGGCUGACCUGCCGCCACUGCCCAUGCGCUCGCUGUACUCCCAGGGGCUCCAGCAGCUGGCCAGCCUCCUGCUGACCGUCAACCCCUCAGAGAGGAUCCAGAUGGCCGAGGCCCGGGCCUGCCUGCAGUGUCUGCUCUGGGGGCCCCGUGAGGACCUGUUCCAGGUGCUCACCAACGCCCCAGCGCCGGGAACCAACCCCAGCCAGCGGGAGUCCACGCUCCAGAACUGGCUGGACCUGAAGCGAACCCUGAUGAUGAUUAAGUUUGCAGAGCGCUCCCUGGACUCUGGGUGUGGAGUGAGCCUGGAGGACUGGCUGUGCUGCCAGUACCUGGCCUUCACCAGCACAAACUCACUCAGCAGGGUGGUGCACAUCCUCCAGCAGACCCAGGCCCAGCCUCAGAGCCAGGCCCAGCCUCAGAGCCAGGCCCAACAUCAAACCCAUACUUGUCAUGUGACCCAGGCCCAGCCUCUUUGAGAACCACUCAGCCCUACCUAACGCCACGUCUCUCUUUAAAGAGACCCCAUCUUCUGUUCUUCACUGAUGCGAAUGUACGACACCAGUAAACUUUUGCCUUUUUGGCAGCAUUCACUGUUCUCAGUCUAAAUAAUGUGCAGCAGUGUAAUUCCUCUCAUGCUUGUCAUGCACACAGGAGUAUGGUCAGAUCAGACACACUGUCCUGGGGAGGUAAACACUAGUCUGCAUCUGCUUGGGCCAACGAGAGAUGGAUGGAUCUCAAUUAAUUUAAAAGAGCAACCAUAAGUAGUAAGGUUACAUCAAAAAUCUAGAGUCACCAUAGCAACACAGGUCGCAAGCUCUAGUUGGUAUCAGUACCCUUCCACCACGUGACUAAUUGGUCCCAAAAAGUUCAGUCAUUCAGUAGUUGAUGAUGUCAUGAAUCUGGACAAUCGUGUGUGUGUGUGUGUGUGUGCUUGGAAGCAGUUGACUUGAGGAAGGAGGGGAGCUCUGGAAAGAUCACUUUGAAUGUCCUUGUGUGACACACUCUUUAGAAAUCAUUUCUAAAAGACAGAAAGUAUUCUACCUGUUUAAAUGUCAGAGAGCCAGAGCACGGUUUUGCACGUUAAAAUCUCCAGAUCUAACAGUGUCAAAACACAGUCAUGUUCUGCUGUGACAUUUUGGAAGCAUCUCUGAGUAGUUACCUUUACUGAUAGUUUACAAGUAUUGCGGAUAGGAAACUAUCCUACAAAUUCUUUCAGUUUUCAGUGAUUCAGAGAGCGUGUGCAGAGUGGAGCUUCCAGUAUCAACAUGAAGCAUGCUGGCGGUGCCCUAAUGGAUGAGGGUGGACGCAGUAUAAACUGGGGAACAUUUCUCCAACACACCUUGCACUCUUGGUUGGGUAGGUUGAACUAAAUGCCCAAAUUUCUAGAAUUACGAGAAAUGACAAGAUUUUAGAUUUUCUAUUGCAUUUACUGUAUAUAUCUAUAGAGUUCUAUCUACACCACCAAAAGUUAAUUAAUCUCAACCUUAGAUCACUUUUAAGCACUGAAAACUGGAGUGGACAAAAAAAUGCUUUACUUCCUCAGAUAAUCUAUAAGAGUAGGGUAUAGCUCAGUGGUUAGAGCAUUAGACUCCAGAUCAACAGAUGACAGGUUUAGAAACCCCCCAUGUGCUGUAUAUUGGUUUAGAUAAAAGCAUUGGCUAAAAUACAUUAUAUUUGUACCAUUAGUGUCAUGCAAACUUUUGUCACCAAAGAUGUGCCCUCCGGUCUCUAAAAAAUACACAAAAUUAAGUGAUAUAGAGUUGACGGCAUUUAAAAUAUUUUUAACAGAGGUAUUCAUUUAAUUAACUUGUUGGAUAGAGAAUUAUCAUUGAAGUGUCCUUACUGGGCUUGUUCCAAAAUCACCUGGCUGUGGACUCCAAAAAAGCACGGCUGACCAUUUGGCUUGAUGCAGUCACCAGAACAGGACUUGGGCUCAGAGGCUCCGGGACCUUCUGGUAUCAUGUGUUGGAGGGGAAAACACUCCUUUGGGCUUUUUCUUUGGAUUUGUGCAAUUAUUAAAAUGUCAACAACAAAAAUAUAUAAAUGAGCUUAUAACCCAUAAACAUCACAGUAUUUUAAACAUGUUUUCUUUGUCACAAUAUGCGACUUUGUUUCACAUAUUCUCUUCUAUGUAUUUUGUGGCACAUACUAUGACUGAACUGACGAUGAGGAUCAUGUGUCAUAUUUUAAGAACAAUUUGUAGUGUGGAACUAAGACUAAUUCAUCACAGCGGUAGGGGAGAUGGUAGUACAUUUCAAAGGACUGCACAAUCAAACAUUUGUACUUUUAGUUUGUACUUUUUUGAAUUGUUU
Messenger RNA from Hypomesus transpacificus, 7965 nucleotides. It is a transcript of the gene peak1, whose product is annotated as pseudopodium-enriched atypical kinase 1. The transcript is spliced from 6 exons. Lineage: Eukaryota; Metazoa; Chordata; Actinopteri; Osmeriformes; Osmeridae. The record is from RefSeq and is a predicted model, not a curated record. Gene Ontology annotation, biological process: protein phosphorylation. Gene Ontology annotation, molecular function: protein kinase activity; ATP binding. The coding region runs from base 439 to 6129 and encodes 1896 amino acids.